Molecule: messenger RNA, 1481 nt
Organism: Neoarius graeffei (lesser salmon catfish)
Lineage: Eukaryota; Metazoa; Chordata; Actinopteri; Siluriformes; Ariidae
Gene: pole3
Product: polymerase (DNA directed), epsilon 3 (p17 subunit)
Exons: 4
Coding region: 415-867 (150 amino acids)
Biological process (GO): heterochromatin formation; leading strand elongation; DNA damage response
Cellular component (GO): epsilon DNA polymerase complex; CHRAC
Molecular function (GO): chromatin DNA binding; protein heterodimerization activity
Source: RefSeq, a predicted model, not a curated record
GGUCAAAGGUGAAACUCGUGGUUUGGAUGUUUAGCGGGCUCCAAAACAAACUCGGUUGCUAGUUUUUUUUUCCCCCUCUUCCGUCUAAUUUCCGAAAGGAUCACAUCCUCUCUGUGUAACCAGGUUUGACUGGGAUAGUUCAUAUUCGUUUCGUUUUAAACUCCGCCGUGUUGUUACAGAACUCUUUAGCGUCCAGUUUGUUAUUUAACAGAGUUGACUUCACUAACUAGCGGCUAACAGUUAGCUUGGCUGGUUUCCCCGGGUUACUGUUCUCUUCCACAGUCAGCUGUCUAAUAAAACUGCAUUAACAAACAUCAUUUUAAUACCCUUCAAACAUCCGCGAGUUUAUUCUAUAAUACUAAGCCAGGCAGAAGAGUGAAGUGAUUUGGCUAGCAGAGCUGAGUGAGUGUAGUAAUGGCGGAGAGACCGGAGGACCUGAACCUGCCCAACGCUGUCAUCACCCGCAUUAUCAAAGAGGCUUUACCAGACGGUGUAAAUGUGUCCAAAGAAGCAAGAAGAGCCAUAUCUCAAGCAGCCAGUGUCUUUGUUCUGUAUGCGACAUCAUGCGCCAACAGCUUUGCCAUGAAAGCCAAAAGGAAGACUCUAAACGCUGGGGAUGUGAUGUCUGCUAUGGAGGAGAUGGAGUUUGAGCGUUUCUUGCCACCUCUGCGUGAGGCUCUUGAGGCCUACAAAAAGGGCCAGAAGGGGAAAAAAGAGGCAUCGGAACAGAAACGUAAGGAUAAAGAGAAGAAGAACGGCACGGAGGAAACCGACAAGAGCAGAGAGGAAGAAGAGGAUGAAGAAGAACACAUGGAGGAUGAGCAGGACGGAGAGAAUGAUGGAGAGGAGGAGGAUGUGGAGAACUGAGUGGGGAUGGCAGAAGUUCAGCACAGUUUUCGACCUGCCCUGGUUCAUAAACGUACUCUAGUUGUGUGUCGACUUUGCAGAGGAAAAGAAAGAGAAACAAACGGCCAGAAAUUGAUCUCUAUGAAAAAAAAAAACCAUUAGGGACAGAGGAUUAAGAGAAGGUGACCUUGUUCCCAUCUCGAUCCUGUUUAUAGGAUGUGUCCAUGUUCCAAGUUCUCGUUGUCCCAGUCUUCUCAGCAGCAGUAUACUUGGUCUCUUCACCUGCACAGCUAAGCCUAGAAAUUAAAGUUGACCAUAUCCGCGUUCCUGGAGCUUAAACAGAGCGAGUGCGGGUCUGCAUGUACAUUCUGAAAUUUUUGGGUCUUUUGGUGCUUCAUCUUGGAAUAAAUUGUCCAGGAAAUUCUGGCAGCACAUUCAAAAAAAAAAUUCCGGGAAUGUGGAAAAUGCAUUGUUGAAACGGAGACAAAGAUGUUUUUGAUAGUUUCUUCACGUUUGGGCCAGGGCUUUGCUGGCAUCAGGCUGCGAGGUGUUUUAAUACUGUUGAAUAAAUUUGUACUUUUGUAGAACUCGGUCAGGCUGUCUUUUUCAUAUUAAAAGAUUUUUGUGGAAAUGUU